Messenger RNA from Penicillium cosmopolitanum, 264 nucleotides. Its product is annotated as Thioesterase/thiol ester dehydrase-isomerase. The record is from RefSeq and is a predicted model, not a curated record. Lineage: Eukaryota; Fungi; Ascomycota; Eurotiomycetes; Eurotiales; Aspergillaceae. Bases 1 to 264 code for a protein of 87 amino acids. Gene Ontology annotation, molecular function: fatty acyl-CoA hydrolase activity. The transcript has a single exon. Gene Ontology annotation, biological process: acyl-CoA metabolic process; fatty acid catabolic process. Gene Ontology annotation, cellular component: peroxisomal matrix.
AUGGCCGACUGGGUAUACGGCGGCAAUACAUUGGCCAUAGCAGUCAGCGCUGCCUACUCGACAGUUGCAGCAGGAGCUCAACUUUAUUCUAUAAGCGGCCACUUCGUGCGCCCGGCCAGCCAAUCUAACAAGCUCAUCUGUCGUGUCGAGCGCGUCCGAGACUCGCGGAUGUUCAAAACUCGACACCUUCGCGUGCUGCAGUCCGAGGGGAAUUCCGAACAACUUUGCCUCAUCGCCACAGCAGACUUCCACAUAGACGAAUGA